Fusarium falciforme is the source of this 2532-nucleotide messenger RNA. RefSeq names its product Protein kinase domain-containing protein. Gene Ontology annotation, cellular component: cytoplasm; autophagosome. The transcript has 5 exons. Bases 1 to 2532 code for a protein of 843 amino acids. Gene Ontology annotation, biological process: protein autophosphorylation; autophagy; peptidyl-serine phosphorylation. Gene Ontology annotation, molecular function: ATP binding; protein serine/threonine kinase activity. Lineage: Eukaryota; Fungi; Ascomycota; Sordariomycetes; Hypocreales; Nectriaceae. The record is from RefSeq and is a predicted model, not a curated record.
AUGUCCAGCAAGCGACCAUUGCUGUCCGAUCUUGUCCGCGACUCCAAGAUAAACACUGAGUUCCUAGAAUCUUGCAUUCAGCAUGUCUUCCAUGAGGCGGGGCGGUCACUGAAACAGCGCCUGGUCCGGAGAGAAGAGCGCUGGGUCAGGCAGAGAUAUCUCGGCCAAGGCGCUUACGGGACUGUUUAUCUAGAAAAGAGGGAAGAUGGUGGCACUGGAGAGUUACGAGCGGUGAAAGAGCUCAAGAAGUCGGUUGUACCAGGGCAUGAAUUGGACUAUGCUAGGGAACUCGAAGCUAUCAUGAAGUUCUCACAUCCACGGUACAGGCACUGCUUUGUGAGCUCGCGUGGCUGGUAUGAGCAUCAAGAGUCCGUUUUUAUCACGAUGGAAUUCCUCGAACUCGGCGAUCUUCAGCGCUACCUCACACGACCGCUGCCAGAGUCCCAAGGGCAAGAAAUUACGAAGCAAACCCUCGAAGGCUUGAGUUUCAUGCACGAUAAUGGCUUCAUUCACCGCGAUCUGAAGCCCGCAAAUAUCAUGGUUGUCACCAAAGGUCCAAACUGGUUCGUCAAAAUCGCAGAUUUCGGCAUCAGCAGGCGCCGGCAUCAAGACGUUACCACUCUCCUUACAUCAAAACGCGGCACACUGGGAUUUGCGGUCCCAGAAGCUCUCGGCGUCGAGUCAGACGUCACCUACUCGUUCCCAGUCGACAUGUGGUCGUUGGGCGCGGUUGCGUACAGGAUACUCACCAACGCCUCUGCCUUUUCUUGUCUGUCCAACAUGUUUCGUUAUGCCUCGGGCAUGUUGGAGUUCCCGGAAGAGAAGCUCAAGUUUCACAAUGUCUCAGAACUUGGACGCAACUUUAUCAUCAAGCUCAUGCAGCCGGUUCCUGAGGAUCGAUUAUCCGCGGCGCAGGCGAUGCUUCACCCGUGGUUCACUACACCACUUCUCCCUACGGUUGAAGAUGCAUCAGAUAUGUCCGAUUCCACUACAGAUGAGGAGGAACGUGACAUCACAGACGCAUCGAUGCCUUCAAAAGCAUGGAGUAGUGAUGAACACGCCACGAUACGAACUCCUGUUUCCCUCACGACUAAACAAUAUCGCCAAGUCUCGGAUCCUACUAUGGCUUCAAAGGCGCGGUCUCCUGAUAAUACAACGGUGAUGUCAGCGCAUCGCACUGACUGCCCUAUCUCCGAGUCUAACUACGAGGCGCCAUCAGUCGAAGACUGCGCAGACGACAACCAUGAGAGUGAUCCACUUCCAAAGCUUCCGGGUGAUUCGAAAUGGGUUCUAGAUCUAGAAGAUGAUCUCGACGACGACAACAGCUCUGAAGGAAGCGCGACACAAAGCGGGCAAGACAGUACAGAGGACAGCAUACCACAGACAAUUCCCUUAAAUCAAGCUCGACCUAUCGAUACUGAGGAGAGUUCCGAGACAGAUUGUACGGACAAGGAAUCAGAAUACGAGAGCGACACCGACUCAGGCGCCGAGAGAGAAGAUACUGCGACGCCCCCACAUCCUGUGGACGACGCCCCAAAAGAAUCGGUCAAGACGGCUGUCAUGGUCGAGUGCCAAAGUUGUGGCCUUUCCUACGAGUGGAAGGGCAGAAAUAUUCAACGUCUCCCAUGCCAGCACUACAUGUGCCAUGUCUGUCUCUUACAGUACCUCGCUCUAUCGCUCAUAUCACCCAAGUACAUGUCAGCCCGAUGCUGUGACAGCCCCAAAGGAGAAAUCAAAGGAGAAUCCUUUGGAAACAUUGUCGUUGACCCGCGCAUCAACACCGCCUGGAAGAAGUAUGAGCUGCUCAAAGACCACGACGACUGGAGAUGCCCUCGGGGACAUCCGCCAAAGGGCGGCUCACUCACCAUCACUGUUGGAUCACGAAACUCGCCUCCAAUAUGGAAGGAAGUGGUCAAUUGCUCGGGCUGUCUGACCCAAACACGACUCAUCGACGGUAGUGUCAAGGAGUUGCGACCAACUUCAUUCUGCCUUCUAUGCCUCAAGGAACUUUCAGGGAAUGUAUGCAACCAAUGCGAGCAGAAUUCGGCCGUGUGGCCGUUUAUCACACGUAUGCAGGAGAGAAUUGAUGCGCCCGCAUCCUGGCUGUCAUCUGUUCUCAGAUUUGCUUGUCGUGACAGGCUUACGAUCAGGAACGGGAGCUGUCAGCUACAGUUCCAGACCUUGGCACAGUUGAAAGGAAUAUCGUCCCCCGAUGAGGGACAGUCUGAGUCCGAGGCUGAAAACACAAAGUCUGACGUUAACAACGACCCCGCCAACACACAGAAGCCGGAGUCCCAGAUGCCGUCUCCAGGCACCGGAGUUGUUCCCCCCGAGCAAUCAGACUCUUCUACUGCACGCACAUCUCACUCGGACGUCGGUGGUGAGACGGGUUCGCGCAGAUCGCGCUCAAAACGCAAGCAGAGCAGCCAUGGUCGCCACCAAUCUCCUAAACCAACACGUGCUAGGACUCUGUGGGAAAAGAUUACACCCCAAGUAUUUCAUAGCCAACCAAAGAAGAAGAAGAAAAGGUGA